CGCGGCCGCCGCCCCUCGCCGCCACGGGCCCCGCCGCCGCGCCGACAUGCGACACCGAUAGCCCGCGCGCUUCGGAAGCACCAGAGGAGCCCCUCGGCCUGGACGCGCCAAGAGGACAGGGGUUAAAAUGAAUGAAGACCUGAAGGUCAAUUUAAGCGGGCUGCCUCGGGAUUAUUUAGAUGCCGGUGCUGCGGAGAACGCGUCGGCGGCCGUCUCCUCCCAGGUUCCUGUCGUAAAGCCAGAGCCAGAGCUGGUUGUCAACCCCUGGGACAUUGUGUUGUGUACCUCGGGAACCCUCAUCUCCUGUGAGAAUGCCGUGGUGGUCCUUAUCAUCUUCCAUAACCCCAGCCUGCGAGCGCCCAUGUUCCUGCUGAUAGGCAGCCUGGCUCUUGCAGACCUGCUGGCCGGCAUUGGCCUCAUCAUCAAUUUUGUUUUUGCCUACCUGCUUCAGUCAGAAGCCACCAAGCUGGUCACAAUCGGACUCAUUGUCGCCUCUUUCUCUGCCUCUGUCUGCAGCUUGCUGGCUAUCACUGUUGACCGCUACCUCUCCCUGUAUUACGCUCUGACAUACCAUUCGGAGAGAACGGUCACGUUUACCUAUGUCAUGCUCAUCAUGCUCUGGGGGACCUCCAUCUGCCUGGGACUGCUGCCCGUCAUGGGCUGGAACUGCCUCAGGGACGAGUCCACCUGCAGCGUGGUCAGACCUCUCACCAAGAACAACGCAGCCAUCCUUUCUGUCUGCUUCCUCUUCAUGUUUGCGCUCAUGCUUCAGCUCUACAUCCAGAUCUGUAAGAUUGUGAUGAGGCACGCCCAUCAGAUAGCCCUGCAGCACCACUUCCUGGCCACCUCGCACUACGUCACCACCCGGAAGGGCGUCUCGACGCUGGCCAUCAUCCUGGGGACCUUUGCUGCUUGCUGGAUGCCUUUCACCCUCUAUUCCUUGAUCGCUGAUUACACCUACCCCUCCAUCUACACCUACGCCACGCUCCUGCCCGCCACCUACAACUCCAUCAUCAACCCUGUCAUAUAUGCUUUCAGAAACCAAGAGAUCCAGAAAGCCCUCUGUCUCAUCUGCUGCGGCUGUAUCCCACCCAGUCUCUCCCAGAGGGCACGGUCACCCAGCGAUGUGUAGCAGCGUUCCAUGUAGGAGGAUCCUGCACACUGAGUUCUGCACUGACCGAGCACUCCUGCUGCCUGGCCAAGAGGCUGAGAUGCUCCCCUCCCUUCUUUAUGUUGGAGUGUCUCUUAACCACAGAACACUUAGCAUUCGUGAAGCAUUCCUUUAGAUGAGUUAAGUGAUUGAAGUGAAAAUCAUGUUACCCAUGUUUUCACCCUUCUAAAAAGAUCGUUGAGUGCUUUGCUCAAUAUUGUUUUCUUUGGGGGUGCGGGGGGGGGGUGGUUUUAUAUUUCCUUUAGAGGACUGCUGGUGGGUGGGAAAGGAAAAGAUAUGAUGUGGCCACGAUAUUAUAAAAGGUAAACUGUCCCAGAGUUCUUACCUGGUCUUUAAAAUAAAACUGAGUUAUUGAGGAAAAUGGAGGAGAAGUUACUUUUUCCGGACUUUUUUUUUUUAACAUCAGGGUAGAUUUUCAGUGCUGCAUGUAUCUAACAGAAUACAGUCUCUUUCAAGCCAAUUAAAAUAGUUUACAUGAUUAUGUUUGGAAGAGACCUGAUUUUAUUAACGUGAACUCAGUAAUAAGUUACCCACACUGAAACCAGGACCCCAUUCUUAUUCAUUCUUUCUUUACUUUUGGCAAUUACUUUUCACAGGAAUUGCUUUGGUGUUUCAAUGAAUGUUGUAACCCUUUCUGCAUGGUUGCCUGUGUCAGCUAGACCACUAGUUUCAAAUGUUGCCAUGUAAAUUCAGAAUCAAAUGAGUCAUUUUUCAAUAUAGGUUUUCAAUAUAUCCUUCUAAAAUGAGUUAGGAAGUUUGCUUUAAUUUACAUAUGAAGUAGGAUUGGUUAGAUUCACCAUUAUAGUUUCUUAAGCUACAGUCUGAUUGUUUUCAGGAAACAAAAGAAAAAAAUUAAUAACAUGUAUUGAAAGUAGAUUAAAUUUAUUUUAGUCUAUUUUGAAAAUAAUUCAAUGUAAAGCUAUCACAAAAUAUGAAAAACAUCACCUUUCCUUUCUCUCUAUAUCUAAGAAUGUAUUAUUAGUUAUUCUUGAUUGAGACAAAUAGAAUUAAAUGUUGUAGACCAAGUAUUUCUGGUUCCUAUUGUCUGUGGUGUGAAAUGCAUUUGAAACAGGUGGUCUAUUUAUCGGUUAGGUUUGUUUGUGAGUGCAUAACAUACAUACCUGACUGUGAUAUCUGUCAGCUAUAUCGUGUAAAUUCACAAGCAGAAUGACCAUGUGGCUGCUCAUGGGAAGAUAAGUUUGAACUCUUCUUCCUUCUUUUCACCAAAAAACAACUUAAAUGCAAUAAAAACUGCAUUGCCUGUUUUCAGAGAGCAAGGAUUUAGUCAGGAAAUGGCACAGAAGAGAUAAUUUUAAACAUAUCGUAAAAUCCUUGCGUCUGGGCAUCACUUCUGUUAGCACAGACAGAUAUUUUGGGCACAGAUACCCUCCCGACAUUUGUGAUGGAUUUAUCGCUGUGUCUCUAGAGCCAGUGGAAGAAUUUCUGUACAGCACAUCGGCUUAGCCCAUUCAGAUGGUGCAAGGCCAGUAUUUCAGAGUCCUUGGGGAAUCAUUUGUAAUAAAUUAACCUCAUUGGUUUGUCCCAAAUGUUAUGCCCAUGGUGGUCUCAGGACCAUUCUGGCAGCCCGCAUGCUGAUGCCAUCUCUCCAAAGCCCCUUCUUAUGUAGCACAAGUGUGGAUAAAUCCUGUACUUGGAUCUGUGCCUCCUCCCUCAGGUUGCUUACAGAAGCAGUGGAGGGACUGAAAUGUUUCAGAAGGGAGAAAGCAUUUUCAAUACGUAUCACUGUAUGAUCAAUUCCAUCAAGUCGAUGCCUUUAAAAAAUUCUUCAACAUAUGAUGGAGUUGGUAAUUGAAUUUGAUGAGUCUGUUUGUUUUUAACCAUUUAAAAGUUAAUAUCAUCUCCAUGUGAGAAAUGACUAAGGUAAGUUGGUUCUGACAUGGGCUGGGAAAUAGAUCCGUGGUGAGAUUUUAAAGCAAUAAAUGAUGCUUUUGUAGAAAUGGGUGGUUCCCAUUUGCAUGUCUCUAAUGCUAAGAAUUAUAAUGAUAAUAAUAUGCACUGUGUUCACAACAUGUUGAGUGCCAGGCCCUGUGCUGGCUGCUUUACCGGCUCUGGGGCCAUAAUCACCCAAACACACUUUUACAGAUAAGAAAACUAAGGCUAGGAGAAGCUAAGAAAUUUAUCCGAGGCCACAGAGCUUCAAGGGUAGAACUCGGAUCAGAACCCAGGUUUUCCAGAGUCCACGCCUGUCUCGACCCUGCCCUGGGCUGCCCUUGAUGCCUCACCGGAUAUGAGGGCUGAGGGAAAUGAUGUAUAACAUGUUGCUGUCACUCGGUUUUACGUCUACAAGUAAGACAUUAGCUUCCUGUUUAAAAUUACAUGUGACGUGACUGUCAACGUGGUGGGACAUGAAAGAGGUCUGUUUUCAGUGUUCUCUUCCUCACUAAGCAUUUUCCUGCCUUUGGAGCCAACCCCCAGAGCUCUGCACGUUGCAAUAUUUUUGUGCAAAGGGGUGAGGGCACUCUUAUUACACAGAGAGCUUUCCUUCAUUUAUUAUUUUAAACUUCAUAUGAUACACUUCCUUCAGGAUGUAAUGGUCUUAUAAGUACCAGUUAAAUGGUUGCUAUUGACCCCUGUUUUUAAAGCAUCUGAUUUCAACUAAGAUUUUUCAAUUCAACUAUAACAUGUCCUUACUGUUUACUUUAAAUUGUGAAGAUUUUUGGAUGUUUAUGUGGUUUCCUACAAGGCUUCUUUGCUUCUAUGGGGUUAAGAAGAAGUGUGCACAUGUCUUGAUAUAUGUGUAUAUGUUUAUGUAUGUGUGUGCUUGUAUACAUAUAUAUGCAUAUAUGUUCAAUAACAUUAACUUUGCAACAGGACUAAAUACAUCAUGGAGAACAAUCAUGUUUCCUACUGUCCUGAGGUAGCAUGUCAUCUUUUACCCAUGUGCUUAACAUUUUUAGCUACCAAGGAAUUUGUAUUAUUUCCAGUAGAAAGAGUUAUCCAUGUAAGGGGGACAAUUCAGUGACCUGCCAGGAUCCUUGCUGGAGGCUAAUUACCCAGGUUGUGGCUGUCCAGGGUUUCGUUGCCUUUUAUCCCUGUAACUUUAUUUCUUUGCGUCAGCCAGGUUUGUUUCUUGAUGGUGAAUGGGGCCAUCUUCCUUCCUGGUUCCUGGAGGCAGAGUGGGGUGGGGGAGGAGGGGAGCACCUCCUUCCCGGGAGCCUCAAUUGAAGGGCUCUGCUCAGGAGGGGAGAAUUCCUCAGUUGACUUGGUGUGAAGGAACGGUCUUGGAGUCUCCCAGAAUUUAAAGCAUGAUUUAAAGGAGUUUAAAAGAAAAGAUGAGAAAUAAAGAUAUUUAGUGCCAACAAAAGUAUCUUGGAGACUUGGUAAACUUUUUUUUAGAGAAAUGCUUAAUCUAUUAAUAAAAUAAUUGACUUUAUUUCAUGACAUUAGGUUGACUUAACCAUUUCCGAUGUAAAAUACAUAUUAAGUACGUGACUACCGUGGUGUCAUAGUGAAGAGUGUUGUGUUUCCACUUUGAUUCUAUGCCUGUGGUAAUAAAGGAACAGAUUGAUUUCUUGCCCACUUCAAAAUUUUAAUGAUUUUUGCAUGGUUUUGAUAUCUGACUGGAACCUUAAAAUUGGGUUAGAACUUCUGGAAUCACCAAAUGUAGUUUAUAUACAUCAAGGAGGUAAAAACAUGGUUUGAAUUAGCAGACAGACCUGUCCUCUAGCAAACAAUGCAGAAAAAAAAGAGUGGUAAUUUUGACUAAGGAUCCUCGAAUUUUAGGUGUUUAAAGGGCAUCUAAUUCACCUGAGAAUCUUGUUGAAAUGCAGAUUCUGCUUUAAUAGGGCUGAAGUAUUGCUGAAUUUCUAACAAGCUCCCAGCUGGUGCUGAUGCCGAUGGUCUGUAGACAACGCUUCGAGUUGCCAGGACAACUGUCAUACCCUCAGCAUCUUAUAAAAAAACACAAAAAACUGUGUGUGUG
Molecule: messenger RNA, 5114 nt
Organism: Equus caballus (horse)
Lineage: Eukaryota; Metazoa; Chordata; Mammalia; Perissodactyla; Equidae
Gene: GPR12
Product: G protein-coupled receptor 12
Biological process (GO): regulation of metabolic process; adenylate cyclase-activating G protein-coupled receptor signaling pathway
Cellular component (GO): cytoplasm; plasma membrane
Molecular function (GO): G protein-coupled receptor activity
Source: RefSeq, a predicted model, not a curated record